AUGGUGGAACAAGUGGGUGGUGCUGAACCGGUUAAAAAGGAAAAGAAAAAGAAGCGAAAUAAAGAAAAAGAUCGUGACCAUCGAUUACAUCACGAAAUUUCCAAAUCACCAGCAGAGAGGCAUGUUCAACAGACAACACCAUCAUCUGUAGAUAUGACAGUCAAAGCACAUAGCACUCCUACAACAAAUAGUCCCACAAGCACUCCAGCAGCUGACGAUGGUUGCAAAAUAUCAGAAUCUACCCCUUCAACGUUUAUUCACGAUUGCCACUCCAAAGAUUCUUCCCAGUUGGACUUGUCACUUAUGACAAGUGAUGGUUUGUUUGAUAACUUGAAUUCUAUGAAUAAUUUGUAUCAGCAACCCCAAUCUCAGUCUACUUCCAGCCUUCCCAGUACUCCUGCUUCAAUAUCUGGGAAUGGUAGGGCACUGACGUCUAGUGGUUGUGCUCCUUUCACAUGUACGUACAGCAUUUCGGAAACCACACAGGCUAGUGCAUUCACCUGCAAGUCAAAUAUGUUCUAUGAAUUGUUACGAAAUAACGAUCCCACUAUGGCACUCAAACAUCUUGCAGACAAUGUCCCUAAUGAUUUAUUUAUUCCGUCUAGUUCAUCUGCUCCUAAUGCUCUUGGUUCUGUGUGCAACAUGAUGGAUUUUGCUUCUAACUUUUUGCAAAAUGAAAUGCUUUCCUCAAAUUCUUCUUAUAACCAGUUUCCACUUGGUAUUAAUUCUUUAGCUAAUUGUGAUAGCUCUACUGUUCCGCGGAUCACUUUCCCUUCACAGCCAUCUACCACUAAUGCUUCUUCGUUUUUAGUCCAAUCGAACUUGAUCGACUCUAGUCAAUCAUCUACUGUUGUUGCUGCUGACUCCACUUUCGACGUAUUGGGUGGUAUAUUAAAUAAUUCUUGCUAUACACCUGUCACAGAUGUCUGUCCUGCUACCUUCGCUGCCAAUUUUGAUAUGCCUGGUUUGCCUCCAGAUUCCAGUACUCAUCAUGUUCCCAUGGGGAUUGCAAGUUAUCUUUCUGCUCCUACUCAAACUGUUACAAGUAUUCAAAAUCAAAAUGAUUCGCGAAUCCAAAGUCGUGAAUCUGUUCGUACGGAUUCCACACCAACGACUACUAGUACUCCGCAGCCAUGGUGGAAACGAAAAAGCAAUUCUGUUUUAAGAAGACGAAAGCGUCGGAAAAAUGAACUCGAAGAUUUACAAUCUUGGACUGUUAAUUAUCCAGUUAGUGGACCUGGUAUGUCUAAAUCUGUGGCUGAACGAACUAAAGGCCCUGAUGAGCGAACCUGGGAUGAUGCCAUUGGUUCUUAUAGCCAGGUUCUUGGUGAACGUGCCAAAAAGCGGAAAAGAAUGGUCAAACAAGGUGGAAAUUUGGAUCCAGACUAUGUUUUUGAGCAUGACAAGGAUUAUCCGAAUGAUGGAGACAGUGAUCAUGGUAGCAGUGAACCCAGUGGUACCCUCGAUCUCACAAUUGAUUCUGUCGGGACCAACGAAACCACUCACAAUACCAGAGAAAUGCGCUCAGGGGCUGCCAAUCGUUCGUAUGCUGGCAUGGAUGACGAUGAUGAGGAAGUCUUGACUGGUCAUACAGCAUGUUCAAAUGGUUCUUCAAGUGCUAGAAGACGGAAGAAGCUUGAUGAUGAUGAGCCCUUUGAAGUCCGUUUGAAGGAACCUGUGGAAGCCCGCUUCCCGCAUAUACGUAAGGCGUCGGAAUCUGCUCGCAAGCGACGUGAACGUGUGAGUUUCGGUGUCAUGGCGUCAAAUAAUUUGCCUGACAAACGAAAUAUGUCUAGAGAUCCGAAUGCAGGAGGUGAAACUGGAAGCCUUAAGCGAUUUCUCAACAGACUGUCAAAUAUUUUGGAAUCCAUUGAAGAAACAGAGCUUUUGAAAAGUCUUGACGGCAUAUCAAACGUUGAUGAUCAUUCACGCAAACCAAAUGGUGAAGAUGGAUUUCCUUAUGCAGACAAAGAGAGUUUGCUGACGGAGACUGUUAUAUCAGCGGAAGACUUAGCAGAGUUCUGUCGUGAUGCUGCGAAAUUGAACUCUGUGGGUGUUGCCAAUCAGAUUCCCACUGGACGUUUGCUCAAUUUUCUUACGCUCUUAUUACUAAAUAUCCGGGAUGGUGCAAAUGUGAUCGCCGUAUUAAGACCUGAAGAGGAAGCUGAUGCUCACGAAAGCAAACUAUGGAAAGAAGUGGCUAUGGAACGAGUAAUGCGCAGUAUGAACUCUGGUCUAACUGCGUUGUUGCUGAUGACUUCGAAAGAUAUGCCAAGAGAAGUGUAUGUGGAAGAUGUUAUCGAGCGUACUGUACACAGUGUCAGAUUUCAGUUAUUCAACUGUAUUUACCCGGAAUUCGAUCCCGCUUAUCGUGUCGAAAAUGCAGCUAAAGAAAAUCAAAGCAGUAUUAAAUCUCGACGUGCUCGCGAACGCGAUGCACAGAAGCCGAAAUCCAUAAUCCAUCUCUAUCACAAACUCGUGGAGAUUGUAUCUAAUCUAUCAAAACUUGUAAAAAUGCAAAGAUUGACCGAUAGUCUCGUUCUUACACUGUCUAGUGUUGGUGUUUCUGUGUUCUUUGUUGAAAAUGUUGGUGAGCUACAGCUUGCAGCCCUGGAAUUGGUAACCGCAAUAUUUGCCCAGUAUGAGACUCACCGGUCGCUGAUAAUAGAGGAAAUAUUAGCCAGUUUAUCUCGUCUUCCAUCGAGCAAAAGAAAUUUGCGUACCUACAGAUUAAAUAGUGAGGAUAGUAUUCAAAUGCUUACUGCACUAGCGCUAUUGUUAGUGCAGUCUGUAGUGAACCUCCCGGACCCGUCACCAAUGAAUUCAGACAACUCCACUUCCUAUCAAUGUCCUACUGCUGCUGCAUCAUCUGAUGGAAAUACAUUUCAAAAGGCAGAUGAUGAAGUUACGAUUAUCAACUCUUACCACAAUGCUCUUCGUACAGCUCACACCUUCCUACUAGUUUUUCUUCGGAAGUCAACAAUGAAAGGUGAAGAUGACUAUAGAAUUAUAUUUGAGAAUUUUGUUAAUGACCUGCUUCUAGCCGUCAAUAAACCAGAAUGGCCGGCUUCAGAGGUUAUGCUUAGUCUUCUUGGUAGCCUUCUGGUACAACAAUUCAAUAACAAAUCACUUGAUCAAAGUGUUCGUGUUGCGAGUGUCGACUACCUAGGAACAGUGGCAUCCACACUACGCCGCGAUGCAGUAACUAGUCAGCUGAAGGAAAACGAUGUCGAUGCUGUUAUUCGCGAUCUCCUUGAAGGCAAUCAGUCGGAUGACGAUGACGAUGACUCUGAAGAAGAUUCUCAAGACAAUGUUGUUAAAACUGAUGAUACGGGAGAUAUAAACGGUGAACACGAAUCUAAUUUGGAUGUAGAUAAAAAUAAGUCAGAAUCAGAUAUUCAUUCAAUUGAUUCUGUUUCAACUACAGAAACUCCAAAGUAUCCUAAUGGGAAUGGUCACAUUUGUACAAACAAGGUAGAAGAAGCAAAAUGUGUUAAAAACAAAGGCGUAAGACAGAAAAAAGAGGAUAGAAAUAAACACGUAGAUCCUAUCUCACAACUGGAUCGGGUUCAAGCUCUACGUGAUGCCAUUUUAGACUACCUAGCAGCAGAGGAGGCUAGCCCCACAGCAGUCUAUGCCCGAAAAUUUUACUUAGCUCAGUGGCUUAAUGAUUGUACGAAAGAAACAGAACGGGCUCAACGAAAUGUGAUACAGAAGAAGAAUCAGAAUGCAAUAAUGAAUGGUGAAAUCGAAGCAACUAGUGCAACCAAAAGCUUUUCGGACGUUGAUCAGGAAAUAGUUUUAGCGAUUGCAGAAAGAAGGAGACAACAUAUUUUAUCGAAGGUGAGGGAAGCCCCACAAGCUUGGCGGCAGCGUAGGUGUCUUUGGAACAAUUCACUACCACUUAAUGAGAAGCAAAAGCAAUCUGGAAAUAGUUGCAACCCGGAUGCAAUUCACGAAACAACACUUGUUUUCCAAGGCACAUUAGACUAUGAAGACUGUUGUUUGGUGUGUCGCUAUCUCGCAAGCCUUCGUCCAUUUUCUCAAAGUUUUGAUGUUUACUUGUCACAAAUUUGCAAGUUGUUGAGCGAGUCAUCUGUGGCUGUUCGUACGAAAGCACUGAGGUGUUUGUCAGCUGUAGUGGAGGCUGAUCCUAAUGUCUUAGCUAGAGUGGAUAUCGAACGUGCUGUACAUUCUCGUCUUUUAGAUACUUCGACUUCUGUUCGUGAAGCAGCUGUAGAUUUACUUGGUCGAUUUUUAAGCUGUAGACCUGAGCUUACUGCUCAGUAUUAUCCCAUGUUAGCCGAACGUAUACGGGAUAAAGGUGUCAGUGUCCGCAAGCGAGUCAUUCGGAUUCUUCGCGAUAUCUGUCUUGAGCAGCCAGAUUUUCCAAGAGUUGCAGAAAUAUGUGUUAAAAUGAUUAGACGUGUGAAUGAUGAAGAAGGAAUCAAGAAACUUGUUCAUGAGGUCUUUCAAACAAUGUGGUUUACUCCGGUACGUGAAAGGGAAACUGUGAAGCUGCUACGAAAGGUAAUGAAUAUCACGGAUGUUGUUGGUGCUUGUAAGGACACUGGUUACGAAUGGUUUGAACAGUUUUUACGAACUCUCCUGAAAAAGGAAGAGACUGAGAAAGUUAAACCAGUUGAAAAGGCAUGCAAACAGAUAGCGGAUUGUUUAGUUCAAAAUAUUAUGCGAUUGGAAGAGAUUUCAAGCCAAAGCAAUCACAGACUGGUCGCGUGUUUAGCAACACUUCAUUUGUUGACCAAGAUUAGACCAGAACUAAUGGUACAAUACACCAUGGUACUACAACCCUAUUUGUCAAUUCGGUGCAAUAAGGCUUCAGAUGCUCAGGUAUUGCAUUAUGUCGCCAGGAUAUUAGAAGCUACGCUACCGUUGGUGGAGCAUCCUAGUGAAACAUUUGUGGCACAACUUGAAGAAGAUAUGGUUCGUCUAACACUGCGCCAUGGGAAAAUGGUUUUGGAAUCUUGUGUUGCAUGUCUUGGAGCAGUUGUUAACAAAGUUUCAAAAAAUUACUCUUUAGCAAGAGACUGUUUCACGCGAUUUUUCAACGCUCUUCAAAAGUUUCGUAGCGAACUGUCAGAUGAUCCAGAACGCAAAAUUUGUCCGACUAUCCGUCCUACGAUUCUUCGUGCUUUGUUCACUGUGGGUUUAUUAUGCAAACACUUUGACGCAGAUGUUUUCCAAUCGAGCAAAACUUCUAAUAUUCGAGAUCAGGUGUUUGAAACGCUGAUGUUUUUCACUGAACAAGUCAAGUCCGAUAUAGAGAUGCGGAAGAAGGCAUUGUCCGGUCUAGGCUUCCUCUGUACUCGUCAUCACGAGUUACUCUGCGGUCCUCGGUUAUGCAAAUUUUAUCAUGAUCUUUUGCAAGCUUCGUGUGAUGAUUUCAAGUCUAAACAGUGUGAUCACCAAUUAGAAUUAAAGUACAUCGUACUAGAGAAUUUGCUAAAUUUUUUCCUUGAGGAAGAAAAACGAAUGUUAGAAGCAGACGCGAAAUGGAAGGCUAGACAACAUCAAGAAUCAUUAAAAGAAAUGGGGGAUAUCGCCUCAGGUAUGGGAAGCUCAGUUGCACAAACAUAUCUUAGGGACAUACUCGAGUCAUUCUUUUCACCAUUUUUCACUGUUCGUCUUACUGCCUUAUCAGUUAUCACAACAAUUCUUCGUCAAGGUCUUAUUCAUCCAGUCCAAACCGUACCUUAUCUGAUAGCUAUGCAAACCGACGUUGAUCCGAAUAUUCGUAUUAAAGCUGAUGCUCAACUUCAAGAAAUCGACACGAAAUUUCCUGGUUUUUUGACGAUGAGAGCUGCACAGGGUGUCAAUUUAUCGUAUCGUCUCCAAAUCGUUUUGUAUAAUGAGCUGCGCGAAAAACCGAAAGUAAAUCCUAGUGGUUCCUCACAACAAAUUGGCUCACCUGAAUUAUCAAACGUUCAUAAAUCCACUAACAUUAUUUCUGUCCGUCGAAGUAGUCGCAAUAAAGUUGAGACUGAUAGCUUAGGUUCUGAUGAUAACUCCAGAUGUACAUUACCUUCGAAUGUUCCUGAUCACCAAUCUUCUUUCAACGUUCCGGAAGACUCUUUUGGUGCUAUUCGUGGGACCAGAGAUCCCUUCAGUGAAGUCCCUACUGCUCUCAACUCAAAUUUGUAUUCUAUGCUCAGAAAUAAUAAAAGUCAACGUCGUUCUCUACUAAACGGCCUCAUAUCACUCUUUGAUGACUCGCAGAGGAUUUCUCUUAGUCAGUUAGUUUAUGUUGCUGAUAAUUUGGCACACUUUCCAUAUCAAUCGCAAGAAGAACCAUUGUUUGUUGUCCAUCACAUAGAUUUGAUGGUUAGUAUGGCAGGUUCGGGAGUUCUGAAUAAUGUUCGUGAGGCACUUUUCCCAGAGUUAAAAGCAGCUCUUGAGGCUGUCGUCGCUGCUCAGCUUGAAGCUGAUGCAAAGAACCGAGCGCAGAUGGAAAUGCAAUUGCGUGCCGAACUUCAGGCACAGCACGCUGCUUCAACUGAAGCUCUCAGCAGAGGUGAUCAUGCUACAGCUGGUUUAUUCAACGAUCAAAUUCAGCAUACUAUCCAACGAAUAAACAGUCUGAAUUCGUCUAACCCCCCAGUUAUGGGAAGCAGCACAUCCACGACUGAGCUUUCUUCCAAUACCCUUCCUGGACGCGAAAGUUUUUCCAGGGUUGACUUGGGUCCUUUUGAAAUAGAGGAAGAGGAAGAUCCAGUUGCACUCUUCGACAGGUUAUCUAAAUCACGUCAGACAAGUCUACCUAUAAUGCGAGAUGCUAUUCGUACAAGUCGUGCAUGUGUUUUAUUAUUGACGCUUAAACAAUUUCUAAAGGAAUCAUACUGUAUCACUGAUGGAAAGAUUCAGCGUUACUCGCCUUCAGAUUCGGCUAAGUUGUGGGAGAAGCCGUUGACUCGGCGCGUUGGUGUUCAUUUUCAUCCUUUACCAUGCUUAAAAGCUGCUGGGAUGGAACUUCACAAAUCGGAGCUUGUUUCUCAUUCACAGCCGUCUGUUAAAAGUGACCUUAAUCCCGAGGAGCACUUAUCAGCUGAAAAUGUUACCGAAAAAGACGAGGAUAUUGAAUGUACGAAUGAAAUGCAGUCCCUUGUACAAGAUUAUCUCGAUUUCCGUAAGCUGAUACUUACUAUUGAUCCUCCGGGCGAAGAAGAAUUAGGAGCAGAAGACCUGAAUACUUCAUUACAAUCUCUUGGUGGAACAGUCGCUGACGAUCCUUGCAAUACAACUUCAGACUGUGCUCAGUUGAAUAAGGGUCGGUCCUUAAGAACAGUGGUGCCUCAGUUACACAAUAAAUCUUCAGAAGAAGACAAUGAUUCGGAUGACUCAAAUGCUGGUGGUGCUUCCCGUCUCAUGUUAGCUCAGUCGGCCCCAACGAAGAAACGAAAACCAACUCUCAGUGCACGUACCGCUAUAAGGAAUCCCAUCAACCGGAAUACUAAGAAGAAACGUAGACGCCGGAAGCGAUGCACAAUGGCAGCCAGCUCAAGUGGAGAGGAAAGUGAUUCCGCUGAUGAGUCUGAACCAUCUGAUCCUGAUUAUUAA
Trichobilharzia regenti is the source of this 7575-nucleotide messenger RNA. The record is from the annotation of a GenBank genome assembly. Lineage: Eukaryota; Metazoa; Platyhelminthes; Trematoda; Strigeidida; Schistosomatidae.